UUCAAACAUUCCAUCCUGUUCGUGAGUUUGUCCAUUUUGUUUGAUGGAUGAAUUUCAAGUUCACGAUAGACGUUCGUUUAUUUUGUUGUGCGCGAAUUUAUUUGGUGAAAGGAGCGUGAUAAAGCACAGGUGUUUUGUGUUUGACAGCAUGGUUUUAGUGUGAGACUGAGCUGGAUAAGGAUUACUGAAUCCUUGUUUUAUUUUGUAAACUGUCGAGAGUGAUUUCGUAAACAUGGUUCAGGAAUUCGUGUCUCCCGUGAGGGUCCACAAGUUUACCUUCGAGAUGGUGAUGGCUGCCUACGAGAGGCGGUUCCCGAACUGCCCGCAAAUCCCUGUGGUGGUGGAGUGUGUCAUCACUGAAGACAGCUGGUCAGCUGACAACUCACAGCGGCACACCACGCGCCGCUGCCAGCUCAGCGUCGACGCGCCGUAUCUGCUGAAGAAGAUGAUCGGCGUCGACUACGUGUACUUCAUCCAGAAGAACCACCUGGACCUCAAGAACCGAGUGCUGGAGAUCGAGGCGACCAACGAAACUUUCUCCUCCAGGGUCGAGGUUCUUGAGAAGUGCAAAUAUUUUGUCCACCCUGAGAACCCGGAUUGGACGUGCUUCGAGCAGAGCGCGCUGCUGGACGUGAAGAACUUCUUCGGCUUGGAGAGCACGGUAGAGAAGAUCGCCAUGAAGCAGUACGCUGCCAACAUUGCUAAAGGGAAGGAGCUGAUUGAGGCGUUCAUGAAAGAGGUCCACGCAGACGGCACGAUGCAGCUGCAGCCGUGGACGAAGUCUGCGCCUGAGCACAACCGCGAGCUGCGGCGGAUAGUGUCGCGCGGCGUGGAGCCGCUCACGCAGGCCGCGCCCGAGCCGCAGCGGCACUCGCCUUCAGACCAAUACACCCUGGACAGUGAGUACAUCAAGCGUUACCUGGGCGAGCUGACGCCGCUGCAGGAGUCCCGGCUGCUGCAGCUGCGCAAGUGGAUCGCUGACCUGCAGAAGGGGAAGGUACCAAGCGACACGACCCUGCUGAGAUUCCUGCGCGCGCGCGACUUCAACGUGGAGAAGGCUCGCGAGAUGCUGUCGCAGAGUCUGCUCUGGCGCAAGAAGCACCAGGUGGACCGCCUGCUCUCCGAGUACGAGACCCCGGACGUCGUCACGCAGUACUUCCCAGGGGGCUGGCACCAUCACGACAAAGACGGGCGACCGUUGUAUAUCCUCCGUCUUGGACAGAUGGACGUGAAAGGAUUGUUGAAGUCUAUCGGAGAGGAUGGCCUCUUGAAGUUGACCCUUCAUGUUUGUGAAGAAGGACUCAAACUCCUGGAAGAGGCCACGCGCGAAUCCGAGCACGCAGUCCACUCGUGGUGCAUGUUGGUAGACCUGGAUGGUCUGAACAUGCGCCACCUGUGGCGGCCGGGCGUGCGCGCACUCCUGCGCAUUAUACAGAUCGUCGAAGCAAACUACCCGGAAACUAUGGGCCGAGUGCUCAUCGUAAGAGCUCCCAGAGUAUUCCCGAUUCUGUGGACCAUUGUUAGCACUUUUAUCGAUGAGAAUACUCGCAGCAAGUUCCUGUUCUACGGAGGCAAGGACUACCUGCAACCUGGCGGAUUAUUGGAUUACAUACCCAAGGAUUUGAUCCCAGACUUCCUUGGCGGACCUUGCAAGAGCUUCGUUCACGAAGGCGGGCUGGUUCCCAAGAGCCUGUACGUGAGUGGGGCGUUCACCGAGCGGGACGGAGACCCGCUGUGUGAAGACAGCAUCUACAGAUCUGUCAGCUUGAGCAAGGGACAGGUAUACGAAGUGAUUGUAGUCAACCGGGACCCGCAGAGCGUGUUGACGUGGGAUUUCGACGUGUUACGACACGAUAUCUCGUUCACCGUGUAUCGCACUAUGCACGACCUCGAAGAUGCUGACGAUAUCAGCUCUGCUUCGUGCGCAGGCGGCGAGGAGGUGCGCUCGGUGCUGGAGCGCCGCGGCUGGCGCGAGGGGGACCACUUCCACCGGGUCGAGCCCACCCUGCGCGCGCAUGACGGCGAGAGCAUACAGGGCUCCCACGUGAUGAUGGAGUCAGGCAGCUACGUGCUGCAGUGGCGCUGCGAGCUGCUGGACUCCACGCACCGCGCCGCGCAGCUCAUGUACUUCCACGAGACGCUAGCCUCCCACCACUACAAGGGCUCAAUGUCGAGCCUGCAGUCGGGGACUUCGGGCUUCUCCUGCCUCAGCGGCAAGUCCAUGGCUAGCAGCUGCCCCUCCCGGUGAUGUGAGGGCCUCCAGGGCUCCGCCUGCGGCCCCGCCACUCUCGCGCCGCCCAUCACGGAGGCCGCGCACAACGGCGAUAGCUAAGUCCUUUUUAUCACCACAAUAGGGUAGAUGACAAUUGAGAUAUUUUUUACGAAACAUCAAUAGGCUAGCUUCCAACUAGUCAAAUCAGAUACUUUUUACAAAACGUCAAAACAAAAAUUGCUAUGGAAUUUGUAUGAAAAAUCAUACUGUGACGUCAUAGAAAAACAUGUCGGACUAAUUAUUACGUUUUGAUUAAAAUUCAUAAAUAAGUUAAAUAGCAAAAGAAAAUGUUUUUCAUCAGUUUUAGAUCUGUCUUUAUUUAGUAAUCACAAUUUCAUAAUUUAUCUUUGACGUUGAUACUACCCAGUCGAAUCUGUUACCUUGCAGAAAUUCAUUAUAACUAAAGGUUGUAAAUAAGAUAAAUAUAAAAUUGGGAUUACUAGAUUUCGUUUUAAACUAACUUUUAUUUAAAUAUGAGCAUUUUAUAAUAUUUGCCUGGUCAUCUACCCAAUCAGAACUGCAAUCCAGAUCUUGAAGAAUUCUUGAGCUUAGUCAUUCUAGGAUUAAAAAUUUGAUCCGAGUCCGUCAUUCGCGGAUUCGGAUCAGGGGGGUUAAAAUGGCCACAUCGUAGCCAUUCAUCUAAAAAGCAAUAUUGCAAUUUGACAUUCGCGCAUAUCAAACUAAGUGCGCAAUGCAAACAAAUGUCAAAUAGCAUUAUUGCUUUUUUAGAUGAAUUGCUUCGAUGUCGCGUUUUAGCCUAUGUCGCUCGAGGUCUGCAACCCGUGCGAAUCAAUCAGUUACCUUGUUGGAAUUCGACUUUCCAUUCCCCGUGCGCAUUUAUGCUUAGUUUGGUAGACCUUCGAACACUGAUGGUCAAGCUAAUUAACGUUGCCGCUAAAAUAUCUUCGCAGAAAUACAUUCCCAGGGUUCGAAGAACUACCCAGUUACAAGUACAUUAUUAUCAUGUGACUAGUUGAUUCGUCCGGGUUAUGAUUACAUUGACCACGGUACAUUAAGGCCUCAAUCACUGUGUGCGGAUUUUGAAGUCGUUUUUCGCUUCGACCGCACUUUUGUUGUAAAUAUACCUCUGCCCAGACUCUUUUUCAUUGUAGCGGGCGAUGUGGUUGGGCGAUAUUUAGUUAAAACAUUAGCUGCCCUAUUAAAAAACGAAAUCUACAGAUAAACUAGGUUUAAAAUAACAUUCCGCGCCACGAGAGACGCCGACGGAUUUUAAUGGAACUAAUUGACAAGUGACAUAAUAAUUCUAUGCAAAAUCUGCGACAGUAGCGCCGCGACCGCGGAACUUCUUUCGGGACACAGACUAUAUUUUAAACAUACUUUAUCUUUUAGUGUUCGUUUUGUAAUAAAACUGUAAAUGUCACUCAUUAAAUGUGCUAUUGUCAACGUGCAGUGUAGUGUUGUUACGUGCAACUUGUGUUUCGUGUGGACUAAACAAUGGACUUUAAAUAAGCCAACUUUUAGAGAUACGAUGUUUGUAAGCGACGCGUGGAUAUACACAGGCAUUGAUACAACGUGCUCCCUGUGAGUAUAGUCUUAAUUUAAUUAGCAGACUUGUAGAUAGAAAUAUAAGACAACAAAUAAACAUAACAUAGGCUAAAUACUAUAUUCCCUGGGCUAGCCAGAGGUGUAUUCAUCGUAAGAUGAACUAAGUACCCGCGCUAAUGUAGGACAAAACAUUAAAAAUCGACUUUUCUGUGACGCAUUGAAUGCAUGAAUGUUUUAAAUCUCCAGUUGACUUGAUAAGUACGUAAUUAUAUAAAUUUGUAUAGUGUAAUUGUUAUAAACGGUGUGACAUCACUAUCACACCGUGCACAAGACUGCACGAAAAACACAAUACUACACGUAAAAUUAAAAAAAAAAACUCUUUACGAACGAAAAUAUUUAUUAGCAUAGUAACUUAACAAAAUAUAAUAGCAUUGUUGUGUUACUGUUGUAGAAGUUAUCAUGAAAAUUGUUAAAUAAUAAGUAUUUUGAAAUAAUGUAUUCCGCUUGUAAAGGAAUGGCAUUAUAUGUGAAAUAUAGCUUUUAAUAUAGGCCGAUUAUGUUUAGGUUAUAAAACUAGAAAAAAAAAUAUCGUUCGGCUAUGAGUUUAGUUGAUAUAGAGUUGAAUUGCUUUUAUGUUUUCAAUGUGAAAAUGGACUAUGAAAUCCGAUAUCGCCAAACACCUAUGUUUACAAAUCGCGCAUAUAAAAUUGUAUUGAAAAUAUGAAUGCAUAAAAUGUAUAUUAUAGUAAAAUUGUAAUAAGUGUUGUAAAAUGUAGAUAAGCAAGGCUCAACAAAAUCGUAGAAAAUAAAACAUGAUAAAUAAAUAGAUAAAUAUAAAACAUAAUCAUUAUAAAUAUAUAUUUUGUCAUGUAUGUACUAGCUUUGUUUUAGAUAUCAACGAAUUAAGAAUAAAUUCUUAAGUUCAAUUUUCUGAAACUGCAUUUUGUCAAUUUACGAAACUUAUUAGAAUAUUGAAUUUCUAGCAAGACUAGAAUUACAGUCAGCAACAAAAAUACCUAUACAGUUACUAUAAUUAAAAAAAAAUAAUACUUAUUUUAUAAUUGGGUAUAGAUGCGAUAAAUUAAAACAAUAUUGUUUUAAAUGGAACUCGAACAUUUAAAUUUGUAUGAAAAUAUAAAUAGUUAAAAAAUAAAUCAUUAUAA
Pectinophora gossypiella (pink bollworm) is the source of this 4941-nucleotide messenger RNA. RefSeq names its product protein real-time (gene retm). Gene Ontology annotation, cellular component: cytoplasm. The record is from RefSeq and is a predicted model, not a curated record. NCBI's taxonomy places the organism in Eukaryota, Metazoa, Arthropoda, Insecta, Lepidoptera, Gelechiidae. The transcript has 15 exons. Bases 233 to 2248 code for a protein of 671 amino acids.